CAGUAUUUCAUGCCCGGUUUAGCAGCCUGCUACAUCAGCUGGUCGGAUGCUGAGAGGUAAUUGGUCGGGACCGAGAGGCUGUAUUUUGAAAGGAUGUUACUCCUGUUUUUACUGGUCUAAGAUUACCGUCAGGCAAGAACUGGAGACACAUUUUGGCAGUGUCUUUGCUUCUCCCUCUAUUUCGCUGGCUGAAACAUUCAGCUUUCAGCUCCGGGACGCCGAGCCGCUUCUUUGCGGAACCUCCGGGCUCCGGCUGUCCACGCACAGCGGUGUGAAGAAGACACGGAGGCAAACGCACCACACACAAAAAAAAAGGAGGGCUGUAGACGUAGGAAAGAAUCUGAUUGAAUGGGUUGCUAUGGUAACUGACUCUGGCAGGGAGACCCCGGAAAACUGGAUCGUGAAUGGGGAACAUCUCCUGUGGCAGGCAAACUAAGUAACAGAGAGACUGGAGGGAACGGGUUCAGUAUGGAGGACGGGUUUUCUGGCUACAACAGCCUCUACGACACCUCCUCGCUGCUUCAGUUCUGCACCGAUGACAGUGCUUCUGCAGCCAGCAGCAUGGAGGUCACCGACCGAAUCGCCUCUCUGGAGCAGAGAGUCCAGAUGCAGGAGGAUGAGAUUCAGCUGCUGAAGUCUGCGCUGGCAGACGUGGUCCGGCGCUUGAAUGUUUCUGAGGAGCAGCAGGCCAUGCUGAACAGGAAAGGGCCGACCAAAGAUCAGGCAACGUCUAAGCGAACAGAGGCAGAUAAACAGGGCAGAAAUAGGAGAUCAGCGAGACCCUUAGUGCAAACCCUGCCAUUAAGACCUACAGUUAACAAUGGAACAGUACUACCAAAGAAAAUAAGCGGCUCUCUACCAUCUCCCUCUGGAACCAGGAAGGAUAUAACAUCAGCAACCAAAAGUGCUGUGAAGAGAAGCAAUUCUUCUGAACGUGUGUCUUCAGCAGCACGAAGAGAGAGUUUCGGAGAAUCAAAGAGCAAUAGGGCCCGCACCGGAUCAACCAGCAGUGGGUCUAGCGGCAAAAAGAUCAGUGAUGGAAAAUCCAGGGACCCUCUCUAUAAUGCAGGGAAACGCCGUGUGACUCAUUGCAAAGAGGAAGGCUACGUAAAAAUGUUCCUACGUGGGCGCCCUGUCACCAUGUAUAUGCCCCAGGAGAUUAAGGAGACCUACAGCCUGGAAGAUAAAGCUGAACUUCCGACCAAAAAGCUGAAGUUGGACUGGGUUUAUGGCUAUCGAGGCCGAGAUUGCCGGUGCAACCUGUACCUUCUACCAACAGGAGAGAUUGUAUAUUUCAUUGCAUCUGUCGUUGUAUUGUACAAUGUGGAGGAACAGCUUCAGAGACACUACACUGGCCAUAAUGACGAUGUCAAGUGCCUUGCAGUCCACCCUGACAGGAUCACCAUAGCAACUGGUCAGGUCGCAGGGAUAACCAAGGAUGGAAAUCAAGCUGCUCCUCAUGUUCGGAUCUGGGAUUCUGUGAGUUUGAAUACACUACACAUAAUUGGAACUGGCUUCUUUGAUCGGUCAGUAAGCUGUAUUGCCUUCUCAAAAUCGAAUGGAGGGUCUACUUUGUGUGUGGUGGAUGAUUCCAAUGACCACGUCCUUUCAGUGUGGGAUUGGCAAAAAGUAGAAAGACUAGGUGAUAUUAAGUGUUCAAAUGAGCCCAUCUUUGCAGCAGAUUUCCAUCCCACAGAGACUAACAUCAUCGUAACUUGUGGGAAAUCCCACAUUUACUUUUGGACACUGGAAGGAGGCUCUUUUGCAAAGAAACAAGGGCUGUUCGAGAAACAUGAGAAACCAAAGUUUGUUCUGUGUGCGACCUUUGCUGAAAAUGGUGAUGCAAUAACCGGGGAUUCAAGUGGAAAUAUUCUAGUCUGGGGAAAAGGUACCAACCGCAUUAGCUAUGCUGUUCAGGGGGCACAUGAAGGCGGUAUAUUUGCACUUUGCAUGCUGCGUGAUGGCACUCUCGUAUCUGGUGGGGGUAAAGACCGAAAGCUGAUCUCUUGGGACCGUAACUACCAGAAGAUACAAGAAACUGAGGUUCCUGAGCAGUUUGGUCCAGUCAGGACAGUAACUGAAGGAAGGGGAGAAGUGUUACUGAUUGGCACAACAAGGAAUUUCAUCUUACGAGGCACUUUAUCUGGAGACUUUCACCCCAUCACCCAGGGUCACACAGAUGAACUGUGGGGUCUAGCCGUCCACCCAAGCAAGGAACAAUUCCUAACAUGUGGGCAUGACAAACAUAUCACUCUCUGGGACGCUGUCACCCAUCAACCUAUCUGGAGCAAGAUCAUAGAGGACCCAGCUCAAUCUGCUGGUUUUCAUCCAUCAGGAUGUGUUGUUGCUAUAGGAACCCAAACUGGAAGGUGGUUAGUCCUGGAUACAGAGUCAAAAGAUCUGGUGACAGUUCACACUGAUGGGAAUGAGCAGCUUUCAGUCAUGCGAUAUUCACCAGAAGGAAAUUUUUUAGCUAUUGGCUCGCAUGAUAAUUAUAUCUACAUCUACACACUGAGUGAAAAUGGCAGAAAAUACAGUCGAGUUGGUAAAUGCUCAGGUCACUCCAGUUUUAUCACACACCUUGACUGGUCGACUGAUUCUCAGUAUUUAAUCUCUAAUUCUGGUGAUUAUGAGAUCCUAUACUGGAUGCCUUCAGCCUGCAAGCAAGUGGUGAGUGUUGAAAACGUCAGGGACAUUGAAUGGGCCACAUACACCUGCACAUUAGGAUUUCAUGUAUUUGGAGUUUGGCCUGAGGGAUCAGAUGGAACAGACAUCAAUGCUGUGUGCAGAUCCAAUGAUAAAAAACUUCUAUCUACAGGCGAUGACUUUGGCAAAGUACAUCUGUUUUCAUGUCCAUGUUCGCAGGCCAGGGCUCCGGGCCACACAUACGGAGGACACAGCAGUCAUGUGACCGGUGUGAGCUUCCUGUACGAUGACAGUCAGCUAAUCUCCACCGGUGGGAAGGACAUGAGUGUCAUGCAGUGGAAAGUCAUUUAAGUUGACCUUCUGUCCUGAAAUUUACUUUUGGACUUCAGAGCAAAUGUAACAAAUAUGGAAUAAUAUUUGCCAGAUGUUAAAACUGCAGCUAACAAAAAAUAAGAGAAGUUCCUGCACUUUUACAGCCCUUGAUUUGACAUUUCUGCUAAAUGUCAAAGAUUUUACUUAAACCUCAGGAAAAUCAAGCCUCUGCAAGGUUACUGGUGCAUGGUGUGCUAAUGACUGUAUUCCAGAAAACAGACUUGAUCCUGCUGUCUCUGGGCUCCAAUAUAUUUCUAUGUGGUGAAGUGAGGGUAUGCCUAUGCUAAUGUGCAGUAUUGUUCAUGCAGUUACUCCAACGUAAUGUCUGUGACUACAAACUUUCUUUUUAAUUGGUGAGAAUAAGCUGUAAUAAAUUGUUUACUAUUGAUACUGUAUGCACUAAAUUUCCUGUAUAGACAAGUCUUUAGUAAACAUACUGUAUAAUGUAAACACAAGAGGUUCUACAGAUGCUGGAAUACUGUAUAAUGUGUCUUAAACCUAUGUUGCAUUUUGUAUCUAAUUGUUAAUCUGUUACUAAAGCAUGGGGAAGCUUGACAUUCGGUUGUCACAUUGGUGCAAGCUGCUAUGUAUUUUCUUCCCCCCCAUCCCCACCCCCCAUGUCCACACCUAAAAGGAGCCACAGUCAGAUAAACACAAUAAUUUAUUUGCAGAACCUAUAACUCAUGCACUCUAAGCUUGCAGAGACAGAGAGAACGAGCCUACACUUCUACGAGUGUGCAACGUCUACUCCUCCUCUGCCCUCACCCCAUUCCCUCCCUAGGAGUAUGCUGUGUGCAUGGAAAUUUCCCCAUUGUAAACAAAGCUGACGGCUUGCAAGGAAAAAUGCAGGCAGGGGUUUAAACAGAGCUGGCGAAACAGCUCACACUUUCAGCAAAAUCAGAACAUGCAGUUUACAUUUGAAAUGUAUGUAGAGAUUUUUUUUUAAAUGAAACUUAUUGGUACAUUCUUUCAACACUAAAAUUCAAAAGCCUGUUCUGUGAAUCUUCAUCAAUAAAUCAAAAUUGCUGAAAGGUACCAUUGUGAGUAGGUGUCUGCACUUUUCUAACCUACACAGGAUAAGUAAUUUCAGUUUAAAGAUUUAUUGCUUGUGAAUUUGCAUAUUUUGCAAAUAUAUGCAAAAAUAGCUAUCGAACAUACAGCAAGUUAAUCAAAUGAGCAUCUUAUUUACACCCUAUAUUGAACUUAAGUCAGAAAAAAGGCAGGAAGUGACCUCCACAUAAUGGAGAUGAUAACCACGUGAGGAUGCAUGCAGAAGCCAUUUGAGACAAUAUGCUCUCAUAUAUUAGAGAGGAUUGGAUAGGAAGGGGGCUGUGGAAAAGAGAGGAUAAAAUUUCAGUGGUAUUUCUCCAGACUCCAUCGAUGUAAAUGAGCUUUAGGGAUGUGAUGCAGUGAUUUACGCAGGUACGCCUGGGAGUGUCUUAUCUUCCCCCGAAGUUAUAAUGGGAGGUCACGAUAAUCAGUCAUAGAGCACUGCAGUACAGCCAAAGGACAUUUUUCCCCAUAAGUGCUUAAUAAGAGUGUAGGAUUAACAACAUCAGACGCAGUGAAGUAACGAUGUGGUUGCAAACAUGAUAUUUCUUAUUCAAUGACUAAUGCAAUCCUAUUGUGAUAGGAAGAAUGGAAAAUCAAUCAAGAGGUUUCAUUCAGGGAAUGGUCCCAGCCAUGAGAUCAUAUUACAAAGGAGCAAAGUAAUCCAGGACAUUCGAGAGAAGGUGAAGUUGGAUUCAGCUGGUAGGUGCAAGGAAUCAGGAGAUACAAAUUGUUUUUUUUUAUGAACAGCGACUGGUGGGCGCCAUAAUAGCUUAACAGCGCGACACAGCUACACCUUGGGUCGUCGGAGUUCAGAGUUCAAUUCUGGAGUCCUCUGCAAGGAGUCUCUGAACGUCCUUCCCUUGGAAUGCGGGGGCUUUCCCCGGGUGCUCUGGUUUCCUCCCACAGUCCAAAGACGUGCCAGGUAGGUUAAUUGGUCAUUGUAAAUUUCCUGUGAUUAGGUUAGGGGUAAAUCAGGAUUGUUGGGGGUUGCUGGGGUGAUAUGCCUCAAAGGGCCUGAGGGGCCUUCUCUGCACUCCAGAUAAUCAACAGCACUGUUUUCACUUCUAUAUCGGCGCAACCCCACACCUGCAAAUGCUCAUUUAAUAUUCUACACCUCAUUUGUAAAUUUUUUUACUUUUAAAAGUAUUUUUUCUAACAGCAUUCUAACUGCAUUCCCUUCCUCUACUCUCUGCAAAUUUUAAAUCCAAAAUUCUACCCCCCUGUGUCAAGACUCACCUGAAGUUUAACACUCCUGUGCUCACAGGCUUAAAAUGCUGGGUAAAUUCUGUCUCAUUUUGAAAAAUUGUAAACAUAUUUUCAAAUCCCUCCUUAAUCCCUUCUUUCCAUCGUUCUGUAAUGUCGUUAAACCCUUCAACACGCUGAACCAUCCGCAUUUUCCAAUGUUAUCCCUAUGGGUUUCCCUGAGGUUCACUGUUGUAGCCCUGAUAUCUGGAAUCCCCUCCCUAAAUGCCACUUCCAUAUCCAUGUCUUUCCUUUAAAACAUGCUUCAAUGACCAAAUGCUUACCCCAAUAUCUGAGUGACUUCUGAUAAGCACUAUGGGACAUUCUAUCUAUUGACAGUAUUGCUUUUGACACUGCUGAAGAAUACAAGGCCAUGCUUGAUACCAGAAGCAAAGGAGACUGGUAAAUGGAUCGACACAUGGGCGAAAUUAGUCGAUGGAGAGCUGGAAAGAGAGAAAACUUGGAGUAAAGGAGGAUAGGGAAAGAGAAGCAUUAGAGAUUGGAGAUCUUAAAGCUUCCACUAAACCCACCAGGAAAACCUUGAAUAUUAUAGUGCAUUUACUUUGAAACCACAGGUCCGCUGUCUUUGAUUUUCCUUUAUACGUGCUGUUGGGUGAAAUUUGCAAUUAUUUGGGUCAUUCAGCUUUUGCAACAAUACAAUAAGUGAUCUAUUAUAUACUCUUAACUGAAAGCUGAACGGUCCAAUGCUUGGUAAAUAAAAACAAUGUUUGCUACUCUGUUUCUAAUAGUAACAAUUUUAACUUGCUGAUGUAAGACGGCCAUAAGUCAUGCUCAGAUGGAGAUUUGUAAAUUAUUUUGAUUUAGUGUCCACUUGAUGAAGGAGGGUGAGGUUAGGACAAUAUUAAUGAGCUGGUUUCGUAGGUAAAAGACCUGAAUGGAACACCUGGGACCAACGUGAAAAAAUGUGAACAUAUGGCAAUGCAGACACUACGAUGUUAGAAACUGCAUGGUACGAACAGAUGGACAGAGACCAAACACUUCCAAGGGACAGUCCAACUUAAUGUCUGAGGUUCAGAAACAAAGGAGAUUGUCACUUUACUAGCAGCAGCUCCCAAAGAGCUAAAGUGUUUAAGACAUCAGGAAAUUUUUAGAAAACAUCAGGGAAGAAUGGCCUUAUUGAGGAGACUUCUGAAUGUAGAUGGGUACGUGUGAUAAAGUUUUAGUGAAAUGUUUUCCAUUUAUCUAGAUAUUCGGUUGGCUAAAUCCAGAAUAUUAGUGGAAUCAUGAUUUUAAUCGUGGUGUUAAAAGGAAUGGAAAAGACAAGGCUUCCUGGAAUACUGCACUUCACUCCCACGCAUCUCCCAUCAUCAAACUUGUGACUAUGCAUUUUUGACAUGUACAGCCUUUCUCUAUAACAUCAGAUGAAGGUGUCAUGAUCACACUGUGUUUGCCAUCAUCUUCACUGAAAAACCUUACAAAUGUAUCCCCCCCCCCAGAAUAAAUGUAAUGGGUUGCCUCCUGCCACAGCCUUCCUCGUCCCUUCAUGAUAAAUCAAUGAGAUUUCAAUAUAGACUUUACUGAAAGCCAAAUGCCUACUGAUUAAAAAUAUUUGAUUCUCUAGUUCCAGCUUCAGGUGGUAGACACCGGGGAAAUUAUAAACCAAUAUGUAAAAUUUCUGUGAAUUUUGCUUUCUCAAAUUACUCCGAAAUAAGAUGAACUGGGCAAAGUUUAGUUUGUAAUGUAAGAAGAUCAAAAUAUCUAAAGUUGUGGAAAUAAUCCAGGUUCAGUUUGAUUUGGACUGUACUCCUGAAAGCCUUCACCUUCAGGAAUCAAUUAGUUUGUCCAUUAAAUGAAAGACAAACACCUGUUUAAUGAUUUCCUCAAUCUGAACGUGCCAGUUCACUGACCUGGCAAAUAUGAACACACUAAACGCAGAGACUUAUCUUCAUGAAAUUGUAAAAUUAAAUUAAAUUAAAUUAAAACCAAAGCAUUAACUCAGUAGGUAAAUUGCUAUUUCUGGCUUUUGCCAAUGUUUAAACGUGUCUAGCAUAUUUUAAAAUAAUCCGUGAUGCACUAAAUUAUUUACAACAAUUUACACCAUAUUAGUGUUUCAAGCAUUUCUGAAAAACAAGUAUUUUUAACAAAUUAUUUAUAUUUUACAACAGUUUGUUCAUAUUAUGAUUUUGGUUUUUAUAAUUUAUUAUGAAUUAUAUCACUGAAAUAAAG
Messenger RNA from Mobula hypostoma (lesser devil ray), 7500 nucleotides. RefSeq names its product EMAP like 1 (gene eml1). NCBI's taxonomy places the organism in Eukaryota, Metazoa, Chordata, Chondrichthyes, Myliobatiformes, Myliobatidae. Gene Ontology annotation, biological process: microtubule cytoskeleton organization. The record is from RefSeq and is a predicted model, not a curated record. The transcript has 24 exons. Gene Ontology annotation, cellular component: mitotic spindle. Bases 469 to 2997 code for a protein of 842 amino acids. Gene Ontology annotation, molecular function: microtubule binding.